Cannabis sativa is the source of this 2116-nucleotide messenger RNA. RefSeq lists its product as uncharacterized. NCBI's taxonomy places the organism in Eukaryota, Viridiplantae, Streptophyta, Magnoliopsida, Rosales, Cannabaceae. The transcript has 5 exons. The record is from RefSeq and is a predicted model, not a curated record. Bases 638 to 1843 code for a protein of 401 amino acids.
GAGUGAGUGAGAGAGAGAGAGAGACGUAGUGUAGAAAUACACAUUUUUCUUUAAAUUUUAUUUAGAAAUUCCAAAUAUAUAUUGAUUGAUUAUUGAACUGCUUGGCUGUACUGUUUAUUCUGACAAGUAAUGAAGUCAUGCACUUAAAAUUGAACUCAGCUCUUCAAACAAAAAUAAAUGAAAAAUCUCUGUUUUCAAGCUAAACUACACAAAUAUGUGUUAACUCUCUCUCUCUUCCUCUGCUUUGCCACCCCUACACUCCACACUUCACUCUACACAGUACACUAUAUUACAGAGAAGCUCUCUCUCUCUCUCUCUCUCUCUCUCUCUCUCUCUCUACUAUCUAGAUGCUCUGCACUAUCCUCUACUCCAUCAAAGCCGUGACCUGUAUUUUUUACACAAAUCUUAGCCAAGCAACAGCCAACACUAUCCUCCACAAAACCUUUUACCAUUAUUUCCCAUUUUUGCCAUUUUCGCUUUCUUUCAAAGAAAGCAUAUUUAUUUUCCCUCAAACCCCAGAAAAAUCGACCCCCAAGUUUUUCUCAAUAUAUUUUGGGUUCUCUGUGUUUCACUUUCACAUCACAUGCAUUGGAGUUUGUUAGGGUCAGUCAAUGAGUUGGGGUGCCUGUGAUUGUGAAUGGGGUGUAUGUUUUCUCACUUAGCGGCUAAAUUUGCCUUCUUUCCUCCGUCUCCGCCAACUUACGGCGUUAAAAAGAGAGAAGAUGGUAAGCUAACGGUGGUCUCGACGACGGCUGCGCCGCCGUCAAUGGCCAUUUCGUGCUCGGACGACGACAACUCAUUUGACGUUCUAAUGAUUGAUACGAAACGCGGCAACAAGAUUGUCGCUUUCUAUCUGAGGAACCCUUAUGCUCGUCUCACUCUGCUUUACUCUCAUGGCAAUGCUGCUGACCUUGGUCAACUCUAUGAUCUCUUUGUUCAGCUCAAGGUUAAUCUCAGAGUUAAUCUUAUGGGAUAUGACUAUUCUGGAUAUGGAGCCUCCACCGGCAAGCCUAGUGAAUCAAAUACUUACUCUGACAUUGAGGCAGUAUACGAAUGCCUUCAGACUCAAUAUGGUGUCAGCCAGGAAGAUUUGAUCUUGUAUGGACAGUCAGUUGGAAGUGGGCCAACAUUGCAUUUGGCAGCUAAGUUGCCUAGACUAAGAGGUGUUGUUUUGCAUAGUGCAAUUCUGUCUGGUCUUCGUGUUCUCUGUCAUGUGAAUUUCACAUUCUGCUUUGACAUUUAUAAGAAUAUCAACAAAAUCCGGAAGGUGAAAUGCCCCGUGUUGGUGAUACAUGGUACAGAAGAUGACGUUGUGAAUUGGUUACACGGUGAUGGACUAUGGAAAAUGGCAAAGGAUCCAUAUGAUCCACUAUGGAUAAAAGGAGGUGGACACUGCAAUUUGGAGCUCUACCCUGAUUAUAUACGACAUCUUUGCAAGUUCAUCCAAGAAAUGGAAAACAUCACCACAGAGAUUCGUCUGAAAAAGAUACGACAAACACUAAAAUUGCACAAGAGAUCUAGCUCUACCUCUGUCUCUACCUCAAGUAUGUGCUGCGAAAUCAAAUGCUGUCAACCCAAAUUUCCCAAAUGUUCAAUUCCUAAAUGCAGCACAUGCUGCUGGUGGCCCAAAUGUCCUGCGUGUUUUAGACCCAACUGUGGAUACUGUUGCUGCUUCAGACCGAAAUGUCUGAAAUGUUCGUGUUGCUGCAGGAGACCAAAAUGCCCGAAAUGUUCGUGUUCAAAGUGUUCAGGAUCCUGCUGCUGUUGCAUGCCGUGCUUGCAAUGGCGAUGGUGUGGCGGUGGAGAACAUAGUAGUGGGAUGAAUGGAAAGCACGAGGGCUAAUGAUUGAUAAACGAGCCCGUGUAUAGAUUGGCGGAACUUGCUAACACCCUUUUCUAAUCUUUGUGCAGUUGUGUUGGAAAGCAAGAGGAAUUAGUUGGCUGAAUAAUUUUCUUGAUUAUGGUAUAAUUGAAUAUUCAACUUUGGUAUUAUUCUCUUUAUUCUAUUCGUUUUGAGAACCUCUCAAUUUACAUAUGCUCUCAACAUUUUUCACUUUGAAGUUGAAAGAUAUUUACACUUAAAUUAUAUAAUUCAUUUCAUUUCGAAGUUGGAAGA